AUCCCAAAAGUUUUGAAGUUUGGGGCAUGACCAAAAAAUGUGUGUAUGAUUGGUGACCGCUGAGCCACAGUUUCUCCAACACAAGCUUGGUACUUUAGGAUCCAUCUUGGAAACUACAUCUGGGGUCCUGAAAUAUCUGCUAAUAAUUUUCCAUUUAUAUUCCCGCCACGUAUUUGAGUUUGUGACUCCAUGUGCCUCAGUCCAAACUUCCUCCCAUGUUUCGUCAGAAAUUAUUCUGGCCUCUCUGCCUCCCAUCUUUGUUUUGUCCAAGUGGUUCGUUAAGGUUAAUUGACAGAAAUACACUAUAUAACUUUGUUAUCAAUUUUUUAUCUCCUCCCUCUUUCUGGUAAUGGAUUAGGAGGUUUUCUAUUGGUGUGGGAUUUAGUACUCUUUCCCAGUCCCUGACAAAAAAAGAGCGCAACUGUAAAUAUCUAAAGAAAUCAUUUUUCUGGAGAUGGAAAUUCCUACAUAACUCUUCAAAUGACAUAAGAUUGUUCCUGUCAAUCAACUGAUGAAGAAAUGUAAGCCCCUGUUCAGCCCAUUUAGAAAACUUUUUGUCUAAGGAGGAGGUUGUGUUUCUGAACGACCCUACUGGAACUGGAUGCUUGGUCGGUUCUGCUCCUUUCAAACAGAACCAUUUCAGAAUUACAACUUGGAUUUAAGCGGUUCCGUUAGGUUAAAACUGGACCCAGCAGGUUCUGUUCGGUUCGAAACCCAGAUCCUGCUGCAGGUUCUUUAUGUUCACCAUUUGAACGUGUCAGUGACGUCAUCACGGCUUGGUUCGCAGCUCUGAGGUUCUGAUCCGGUCAGCAUCAUACAGAACCAGCCGGGGCUUUUGCUUUGAAGGGACCGGAAAGGGCUCCGAAGGUUACAGCAGCUUCCGGUUUCUCUGGAGCCGCAGGUCCACGUCAGGGUGAAGUAGAGCCGACACAAACAAGCCGGAGCAGGACCGAACCGAACCGUGGCACCAUGGCGGACGAAGCCACGCGCAGAGCCGUGUCGCAGAUCCCGCUCCUGAAGACGCACGCGGGCCCGCGGGAGCGCGCGCUGUGGCCGCAGCGGCUGAAGGAGGAGUACCAGGCUCUGAUCCGGUUCGUAGAACAGAACAAGGCCGCCGACAACGACUGGUUCCGGCUGGAGUCCAACCCGGACGGCACGCGCUGGACCGGGACCUGCUGGUUCGUACACGAGCUACUGCGCUACGAGUUUCGCGUGGAGUUCGACAUCCCCGUGACGUACCCGGAAACAGCGCCGGAAGUAGCGGUUCCGGAGCUGGACGGGAAGACCGCCAAGAUGUUCCGAGGCGGGAAGAUCUGCCUGACCGAACACUUCGCCCCGCUGUGGGCGCGCAACGUGCCGCGCUUCGGGCUCGCGCACCUCAUGGCGCUCGGGCUCGCGCCUUGGCUGGCCGUGGAAAUCCCGGACCUGAUCAGCAAAGGUCACGUGGUCCACAAGGAAAAGCCGCGUGAUGUGGCGGAGUGACGUCAGAGGUGACAUUAGUACAGGGUUCCGGUUCUGGAACUGUCAGCCGGAACCAAAGUCCUACAGAAACAACACUUCCGGUUCUGCUGUGAGAACGUGAUUCUACAGAAAAUAAAGUUCUGGUUCUGAG
Molecule: messenger RNA, 1612 nt
Organism: Xiphophorus couchianus (Monterrey platyfish)
Lineage: Eukaryota; Metazoa; Chordata; Actinopteri; Cyprinodontiformes; Poeciliidae
Gene: ufc1
Product: ubiquitin-fold modifier conjugating enzyme 1
Exons: 1
Coding region: 970-1482 (170 amino acids)
Biological process (GO): protein K69-linked ufmylation
Cellular component (GO): cytoplasm
Molecular function (GO): UFM1 conjugating enzyme activity
Source: RefSeq, a predicted model, not a curated record